Messenger RNA from Carassius auratus (goldfish), 1002 nucleotides. Its product is annotated as axonemal dynein light intermediate polypeptide 1-like. Bases 34 to 939 code for a protein of 301 amino acids. Lineage: Eukaryota; Metazoa; Chordata; Actinopteri; Cypriniformes; Cyprinidae. Gene Ontology annotation, cellular component: ciliary base; axoneme. The record is from RefSeq and is a predicted model, not a curated record. The transcript is spliced from 6 exons. Gene Ontology annotation, molecular function: dynein heavy chain binding.
AGUUUGGUUCACUUUCACGGACUGACCUGCGCGAUGGGAGAGAGCGGUUGUUAUAGCAACGGGAAACAACUAAACGAAACUUUCUCGCGUGUACACGAAGUCAUCCGAAGCUUUAUACUAGAACGUAGAGUUUUAAACAUUCCUGGACAUUUCCACAUUACAAGCAUGAUGGUCCCGACUGACUCCUUGCUGAAGUAUGAUUAUCCGGUGCUGGUGAGCAAGAACACAGAGAGGAAGUCUCCAAGGAGUCGCCCUUUGAAAGUGAGUCCCCAAAAGAUGGUUGAGAGCGGCCCAGUGCCUCCUCCACCCAAACCCAAGAGCCCCUCAGCGGAUCCCAGCAAACAGCAGACUGAAGAGAUCCUGAAUGCCAUUCUACCACCAAGGGAAUGGAUGGAGGACAACCAGUUGUGGGUGCAGCCGGUGUCCAGCGCUCCGUGCACACGCAUGGACGUUAUUCAUUUGCAAGAACAGCUGGACAGAAGCCUGCAGGAAAGACAGGCCAGAGAGACUGGCAUCUGCCCUGUGCGCAGGGAGCUCUACUCUCAGUGCUUCGAUGAGUUAAUCAGACAGAUCACCAUUAACUGUGCUGAGCGGGGCCUCCUGCUGUUGCAAGUUAGAGACGAGAUUCGGAUGACCAUCGCUGCCUAUCAAACACUGUACGAGAGCAGCGUGGCCUUUGGCAUGAGGAAAGCACUUCAAGCAGAGCAUGGAAUGGCUGACAUGGAGAACAAGAUUUUAGAGCUGGAGGGUGAGAAGCGAGAUUUGGAGAGGCUGCUGAAUGAGCAGAAGGCUAAAUGUGAGGCCAUCGAGAGACGGGAAGCAGAACGGCGGGAAAUUGAGGAAAAGAAGCAUGCUGAAGAGGUUCAGUUCCUCAAACGAACUAAUCAGCAACUCAAGGCACAACUGGAGGGCAUAAUUACCCUGAGGAAUAAGGCCUAAAUAUUAUUAGAAUAAUAAUACACUUACUCUCAUACCCUUUUAAUGAAUAAAACCUUUAUCAAA